Molecule: messenger RNA, 1433 nt
Organism: Xyrauchen texanus (razorback sucker)
Lineage: Eukaryota; Metazoa; Chordata; Actinopteri; Cypriniformes; Catostomidae
Product: nodal-like
Exons: 3
Coding region: 1-1155 (384 amino acids)
Biological process (GO): BMP signaling pathway; SMAD protein signal transduction
Cellular component (GO): extracellular region
Molecular function (GO): growth factor activity; type I activin receptor binding; cytokine activity
Source: RefSeq, a predicted model, not a curated record
AUGCAUGCGCACGGAGCUUUGCGCCUGAUCUGCUGCCAACUUCUGCUUCUGGGGGUAUUUGGAAAGCACCCUCUAAAUCAACAACCUGGCACGAGGAACAUCUCACCUGAAGCGUCCAGACCGGACCGGACCCGACAUCACUUACCCACAUAUAUGAUGCACCUCUACCGGAAUUUCAAAGUGAACGUCACGCGACCUGCGGAUUUUAUGGAGCACGAGCGCGCGGAUACCAUCAAGAGCAUCCUGUCAAAGAGUUUGAUCAAUGAAGGCACACACUACAUUGCAAACUUUGACCUGUCCUCUUUGCUGUCCGAACAACAGAUUCAAGCCGCGGAGUUGAGGAUUCAUGUUCCCAGUGAAAUGAAUCAAACAAACAUUACGGUGGAAAUCAGACAACAGCAGGAUGUACCGUGCUAUCAACAUGACGUCUGCUUGGAAACCCCGUCUCUGGGAGUGCUUUCAGAAGCAUCUCUGAUCAGCGUCUCCCAUCAGUGGAGGAUCUACAACGUCACGGGUCUCCUGCUGGACUGGGUCGGUCCAGAAGUAUCUGAGUUGAGGCCCUUGAAGGACAGGCACGCUUUGAGAUCCAGCAGACAUGCUCUUCAAAACGGACACAGACGUGCGGAUGGUCACAGAGCCAUGCUCCUGAUAUUCUCACACACAGUUUCACAACAGGGAAUGCAAGAUAAGGCGAGUCUCCUUCACACAGCUGAGAAGUCCAAGUUUCUGUUCAAUACAGAAGGAAAGGAGGUGCGGAGAGACAGGACCCACAAGAGCAAAAGGGGCAGGAGAGGUCAGCCCAUGAGGAACCCAGAGGCGGUCAGGAGUCCCAGCGAGAUGAGUUUGCUGUGUCGGAGAGUCGACAUGCACGUGGACUUCAAUCAGAUCGGAUGGAGCUCCUGGAUCACUUUCCCUAAGAAGUACAACGCUUACCGCUGCGAGGGUACCUGUACGAACCCUCUGGGCGAAGAUCUUCACCCCACCAAUCACGCUUACAUGCAGAGUUUGCUGAAGUAUUAUAAUACUAACCGAGUCCCUUCAGCCUGUUGUGCGGCCACAAAGAUGAGUCCUCUCAGCAUGCUGUAUUACGAGAACGGAGAGCUAAUCCUGCGCCACCAUGAAGACAUGGUCGUGGAGGAGUGCGGCUGUCUCUGAUGGACUCUUCUAAGAGACUGAACUGAAUGAUUCAAUGGCCCACAUCCUGACAAGCAAUCCUGUAUAAGAGCAAUCGUGUAUGUGCCUCAGUUAGCGUAAAACUUCCUGUGAACAUCCAAGUCAACAUGCCACAGCGGGCAUACGUCCCACAAGAACAGAGUGGCAUUAUCCAGAGACAGAUCCGGAGCUUCAACCCGACACGUACCCGAUGCGGUUUUAGAAUAGCAAAUUCAUAUUUUUUGAUUAUCCUCCAGGGAAAAAGAUGGAAAAUAAGGCCU